This is a messenger RNA of Durusdinium trenchii, 3318 nucleotides long. NCBI's taxonomy places the organism in Eukaryota, Dinophyceae, Suessiales, Symbiodiniaceae. The record is from the annotation of a GenBank genome assembly.
AUGGAUGGGCUGCUAGAGGUCGUCGGUGCCACCAUCACCAUUUUAUCGAAGAAUGAACUCGAUUUGCAAACUCCAGAUGCUACACCGAGCACAUUGCCGGGUCCUUCUGAGAUUGAAGUCUUUAACCCGUACACCAGCAAAGCUGAAAUGAUUCGUAGCGAUGACCCCAAGUUCUAUGACGCGGGGGGGCUCAAGACCAGAAGGUAUCAGGGAUCCAGCAAACCCAAGGACAUUCCAUCCUUUGUGUGGCAAUCAAUGUCGGUGAAGCAACGGAGACUCGCAAUUGCAGAAAAGCAGAAGAAGUUAGCUAGAGUUACAGACAUGGCUGCUUUGCCUAAGAAGGCAGCUGCAUCAAAACGAUCUAGGCAUUCCGAAACAUGGGCUUUGGUGCGCGUCUUGGAAGGGAACGCCGGAUCAUCAUCAUUCCAGGAUGCCGAAGAGGUUCCCAAGAUGCCUGUUUGUGGGUAUAGUGUACAGAGACAUCGUGACAAGCUCAUCAAGGUACGAUCUACUCCCGCGAAGCCAAGCGUGGCGGAAGCUCACGCCGUGCCUGAUGCUCAGAGAUUGCUGGUCGAGGUGGAGCCCGAGGUCAUGCCCACCGUCCGUGACCGCAUUGCGGCAUGGGAGAAGGUCUCCACGGACCUUCGCGCCGCUUGUGUGAAAGUGGCUUUCGGUGAAGACCCAGAAGCCCACGUCCGUCGUUUGGCUUCCAUUCGCCAGCCGAUUGGCGUGGCCAUUCGUGGGACACUCGAGGGGGGCAGUGCCCAAGGUUCCUUCGGCGAGAUUGCCGACUUGAUGGAGCGGGUGCCGGAAUGUUUGUUGACACAGCUGUCGAGCGGGCCGGAAGGCUCAGCCGAUUUGCUCAUUUGCGGUGAUAGUUCAUUUGCUGUCAUUCGCCAAAAGUUCAUCGGCCCUAUGAUUGAGCCUGAAAUCACGCGGAUGGAUUUGGCCCAGUUCCUGAACCAGGACUCGAUGGUGUUCUAUCGCGAUCAAUUCCACAUGAUCGAGUGCUAUCAGACCCUCAAAUGGGGCGUUGCUGUCUACUCCGGCAUUGCUACCUGCGCCUUUCGAACAUUCCAGGUGAUGCAGUACAAAGAGGAGAUUGAACCAUUGACCAUCUUGAACGCCGGUGAGGGCGAAGGAGAUUUGCAGUUGAUGGAAUUCCUCUUCAGGUACCCUACCAUCUCGGAGGUUCGAGCUGCCGCAGACCUUAUGCUUGCCGGAAGGCGAGCCGUGGAUCAGAUUGAACUGAACCCGGCCGACAUUGUGGACGCAGUCGACCAAGAGAUAAUGAAUUGGUUGCUGCAAGAAGAAGAGGCAGAUGUCGUGCGGUUGAAAGACAACAGCCGCGUGCUGGCUCAGGAGAUCAACCCCGACGACCUGGUGGACAAGAGCUUGUGGAAGAAUUUCCAUGGGAAGUCCCGGACGAAGGAGACACUCGACUUCGACGAAUGGGAACGAGCCAUCGAGGAGAAGAAGAAGAACCCGGGUACCAGCUCAUUCAUCCCGCCAGUUGAGGUGCCGCUUCCGCCGCCCAAGAACGAGGAAGAAAAGGCCGACGAUGAAGCCUUUGCCGAUAUCCGCACCGAAAAGUCCUAUGUGAUCGUCGAACAUCCGGAAGAGGAGCAACCAGACUGGGACGACGAUGAUGCGGACUCGGCGGCCUUCAAGUCUGUCAAGGGUUCAGAGGCCGAUGAAGCUGAGAGGCCCGAACCCAUGGAUAUCGACGAACAGGCCCAAGGGGAGCAGAAGAAGGCGGACGAAGAAGCCCCUCCCGAAGGCCAAGGAGAAGUCGAUCAACCCAUCGAGGAGUCUCAGGGCGAAGCCGCUGAAGCGACCCAUGGCCAGGCCACUGAUGAGAACACCAAAUCAGAUGACGCCAAGCUCAUGGAGGUCGACCUCACUGGAGACGAUGAUGCUGAGAAGAAGCCGAAGAAGAAGCCAUCUGCCGAAAAGCCCAUGACGCCGAGCGAGUUGAGUUUCGUCGACGAAAAGACCGGUCGCAUCGUUGUGCGGGGGGACAAGGAGGAGCGUGAUGCUCGCUUCAAGAAAUGGAAGGAGGCAGAAAGGCUCGCCAUGAGGCCAAAGGCCCAGCCCAAGCAGGUGCGGCGACCCAACUUGGAGCCCACCAUGCGAGCGAUCGACACUGAGGAUCCGAGCAAGGACCUGGAGUUCGCUCAGCUUCCGGGGCAGGAGUUCGUCUGGUUCAAUCGGGCGUACGCCAAGACGCGGCAGAACUACCACGAGAGGAAUUAUAUGCUGAACAAUGCCCGCCGCAAUCAGCACCACCUAAAGGUGGGCGAGACCAAUCUCAUGAGAGGCGCAGUCUUGACCGGCAUCACUGAUGAGGUAGCGCUCACUCAGAGCCAAGCGUCCCGGGAGGGUCCGCCGCCAGAACUUACCGGCUUCACGCUGGGGCAAGUUUGCAUCAUUGCCAAUGAAGAGAUGUCUGGUUGGGCGGGGAAAGGCAAAUCCAAGGGCAAGUCCAAGGGCAAGAAGGGCAAGGGCAAAGGGAAGUUUCGCGACAUCAAUGACGAUGACCUGAUGGCGAACGAGAUUGUCCAAAUCCCCAAGCGGGUUUGCCCGACGCCUCUGUGUGCUACGCGCCAUUACGAUGGACAGCGCCGGUGCGACUACUGUCGCAGGGACUUGCAGGUCUGGUCAGAUGCUCGAUCAGCGAGCGAGUUAGCCAGAAUGGAAGAGACGGCCAACCUCAAUGAGUCCGUCGUUGCCUUGGAUCAGUUGUCAACCAGAGCCUAUCGGAAGGCGAAUGUAGUCAAAGACACGUCAAAAGGUGAGCAGCAGCGAGGAGCCAAAUCGGCAUUCGGCCUCAUCAAAAGACUUGCCGUCAACUACGUUCGAAAGGCCAAGCAGCUUGGUCUUCCGGGGCCAGCCAGGCGGUUAGAAGUCGACCCGUUGUUCGCCUACAACUGCUCGACGACCCAGCUGACGUCAGGAUCGCUCAACUUUCUCCACCGAUUGGCCCGAGCAAUCUUCGCCAACCCUGGCCGAAGUGCUCAAGAGAGAAAGAGAGCCCUCGACGAUCAAGAAAGGGAGCACCAUUCCAAACUGCGCUUCAUUCCCACCAUCGCCCGGGAUCCGAACGAGGCCUUGUCCAUCGAAGACGAGUCGUUCGUGUGCGACGCCGUUGAGAUCCUGAGCGAUUUGGUCGAAUUUGCUGAGCGCAAUUGGGCCCGUGCCUGUGAGGGCACAGAGUACUCAGACUUGACGAUCUUUUCGGGUCGCUUCCCUGAGGUAUUUUGCCAAACCUGCACAAGCGAAGACUUGUCGUCAGCUCCGCAUCAGAGAAAAGAUUAG